AAUUGAGGCGAUAACAUGGCGGUCGCUCUCUACACCGCAACCUGAGAGCUCGUAUUAUUUUCUCUCGUUUUCGGUCCCGUGUUGCAUUACGACGCGUGACGUACCUGUCGGUUAAUACUUGCAUGCAUCUCCUGUGGCCACCAAAAUGCGACAAACGUCCCCAUCCCAGGAUUUGGAGGCCCGCUUCUCCGUCUUCCUCAACCCCAUUCGUGACCUGACCAAAAACUGGGAAGUGGACAUAGCAAAGUAUCUAGAGGAGUAUCUUGAGGAACUGGCAGAAGUACAAAUUACUUUCGAUGGAGGGGAAACGAUGAUGAACUUUGCUGAGGCGGCCAUGUUGAUUCAGGGCUCAGCCACAGUGUACAGCAAAAAGGUGGAGUUCCUCUGGCAGAUGGUGCUGCAAAUGUUGGACCUGCUCUCCAGUCGGCGGAGUGUGGAGAUGGGUGGUCCAGCAGGGAAAGACCUAGGGGGAGGGGCAGGAGGCAAGUCCAUUCUUGAUGCGAGCAUUGAGUUUCAGUCCGUGGAUAACAUCAGGGAGGGACGGAAUAUCAACAUGCGUGAGGAGGACGAACUGGAGGAAGAUGACGACUAUCGCCAUAAAAACUUCAAAAGAGGGAUGGCUGUGUAUAACGUGGGCUCAGCUCAGCAACCCAGGUAUAUUUGGAUCAGUCGAGAGAAGCGAAGAUUCAUGCCGGCCACUCCCCUUCACCUGGUGGAGAAGGAAGGUGAAAAGUCCCAGUACCGUAUCAACCUGCUGAUGAAGAAUAGCGAGAUGUUUGGCACUAAAGAUGACUUCAGAAUCAACCGGUCAUAUGUCACGCCCAUGGGUAUGCUGUGCCUCGAGGUGCCGGCCGAGAUCCUGCGCGAGGCAGCCAACGUCCUCUUUGUCUCCCCGACUGUCCCUGAGCCUCAAAAGGAAAAUGCAGAGGCAGGGGAGAGGCUCACAGAACCUGAGAGCGACAAGGAAAUCCCAGUCACCCCAUUGGAUCCCCCUGCAGCUGAGCUUUUCCCACCCGUGCCUGACGUGCCUCUGGGACCCGUGGAAGCAGAAGCAGAUGAUGAUGUCGGCAUUGAUGCAGAUGACGGGGCAGUGGACUUGGACGACGACCUGGGACCGGCCAUACAGGAGGAAGAGCAGCCCAUGGAGGUGGAGAAAGAGGGAGAAGAGAAGAAGGACAAGAGUAAAGAUCAGGAGAACAUCAACAACAACUUGACAGUCAUUGACCUCCCCAAUGGAAGGUAUGGGCUAAGACGGCGAGGAGGGCAGGAGAAGGAAGUUGUUGCAAAGUUAAAGUUAACAGACACCUGGAAGCCACAAGACCCCCAUGCAGUGACCCCUGCCAAGCGGCCUAUAAGAGCAGGGCGCCUGCGGAAGCCCCUGCCUUGCACCUGUCACCGGACUACCCCAUCCCGAUCUCGUCCAAAGAAGGCAAAGAACAAAGAGAAUAAGGAGAACACAGAAGAUGCUGAGAAGAAGGUGGAGAAGAGUCUUCCAUCCAUUGAGACCUUUGUCACAAAUGGCAUAGUGGAUACAUCCAGCAAAAACAGGAAGGUACCUCUGGAGCUGCAGGAGGAGGCGGAGUCAGAGGCUGCGAAGAGGCUAGAGUUGAGCAAGAAGAAGAGAGUGAAGGAGCUGCUGAAGGAGGGCAUUGCAGCUGACCCAGAAGAGGCAGCCCAGAAGGUGUUGGAGGAAAACCAGGAGAAGCAGAGAAUAGAGAAGGAGCUGGAUGACCCUGUCGACUGUGAUGGAGUAGCUGACUUAGAUUUCGAUGAUCUUCCUGCACCUCCCAUGUUCCUCCCUGAACCCCAUGAUGGCACGAGAGACGUUGAAGGGGGUAGUGGAAAUAAGAGAUUGAACGAGAGUCAGUUUGAUGAGCCAGGGAGCGACUAUGAAGCCCUUGUGCAAAAGUGGGUUGCUGAUUACAUCACUACUGCCCAGGGUCAAGUGAAUUCCUCAGAACUUGCAAGAAGAGUUAACAAAUGGAGAGACAAUAUCACCCCUAAAUUAAAUGAAGAAGAAGAGAGAAAAACAUUUGACAUACAUAGCUAUGGAUCACAGGUGCUAAGUUAUUUCCCAGAAAAUGGACGGAAGCAAACGGUGCCAUUUAGUCAGAUUGCCCAGAAUCAUGACUCAAAGGAAGUUUCUCGCCUGUUUCUUUCAUGUUUGAUGCUGGCGAAUACCUACAACAUCGAGCUGAGCGAAGAGGAGCCAGGAGACUUUGCCAUGGACUGUCUGCACCUGACUCUCCUGUCUCGAGUGAGGCAUCAUGAGGAGCUGGAGGAAUACGCAGCCCCUUCCCAAGCCUCCCCUUCCAGGCGAAAGGGACGAACCAAAGGCAAAUCAGCAACAGAGGAUGACCUUGACGUGUACCCUGGUGACCCUUCUCCCAUCUGUGCUGACAUAACUCAGAAAACUUUAGGUGACAACUUCCAAAUCAGUUCCAAACAGUCAAAGAAGGGUAAAGUGAAAACGAAGAGAUGACCAGAAUGACGAGUCAUUUUUCUUCCUCUCAGACUAAUCCUCAUUUCUCUCCAGUAUAAUUACAUAGUGAAGUACAGUGCCUUAUUUGAGAGUCUUGUAAUAAUCAUUAUUUUUCAUAUUUUCUUAAUAAUAAAUGCACAUAUGUAGCUGGUGUUUUUAAUUCCACUUUACUUUUUUUUCUCUCUCUCUAUCUCUCUCUUUCUCCCUCUCUUACUCUUUUGUUCUUUCUUUUCCUUAUAGCAGUAUAGCAUAUAGCAGCUGAAAUUUUAACAGGGUUGAAUAUAUAAAUGUUUUAUAUCUGCAAUGAGUGAGACAAUAAGUAUUCCAGGGUUACAUGCUUUUUGCACUUGAUAUUUAAACGUUUAUUUUGAAGUUAAAGGAUAACAAUAAUAAACUUCUGGUUUUGAUUGCUCAAGACUUACAGAAUAAGUUAAUUAACAAAGCUGUACAAUUUAGUGUACAAAAAUUUCUUCAUGGAUAGGGGGACAAAAAACAACAUCUUAAAGGAAUUUAAAUUUUUCAGGAGGAUACGGUUUUGAUUAUCCAUACAAAUAUUGCCUUGUCACUGAUAUGUAAUCACAGUAUUAGAAUUCAUUUAUUUGUGAUUAAUGCAAUAACCCAUAGACAUCGGCUGUCCUUAUACCAGAUGUAUUUCAGUACUUUCUUCACACUCCCCCCCUCCAAAUGACUGACUCUAAAUAAAGAAAAUUUAGGGAUUUCCAGUCUCAUACAGUACUUCAUUUUAUAACUGAUAGGACCAUAUUUUUCAAACCGUUUUUUUGUUUGUUACAUAAGCAAUAUCUAAAUCAAAUGCCCCAUUUUUUUUACAAUGUAAUCUCAGUUUCCCUUUUCUCUGUUUUUAAUUUUGACUCCUUGGUAAAGAUAAAUUUCAUGUGUUUUUACAGAAGCUCUUUAUUUUUUUAAUUGUUAUUAUCAUCUUUACGGUUUUAUUUGGUAUUUCAGUGCGUAAUUAAUCUGGCUUGAAAUUAUACUUUUAAGUGUUAAGGGGGCUCAGAUAAAAUUCUAUUGUAAAUCUGGUAUUAAAAUUCUAUACUAUGCAUAUAAGUAAAUAAAUGUUCAUGUCAUUAGAAAUAGAUUUGAGGAUUUCUUUUGUACUUCUCUCUAUAGUGUGAUCAAGGCAUACCUGUACAUAAAUAGAAAAACUGUCUUGAGAUAUUGGCAACUAAGAUUUACAUACAUACGAAUGAAGAAUUUAUGCAGCAUACACAUUUUACCUGAUUCUUUUUAGCAGUACAGCAAGUCAUACUCAAAUUGUGAUUGUAAAGCAAAAAUAGUAAAAUAGUUAUAAUUCUAUUUUUUUAGUGUUGUUAUAUUUCAGGGUCUUCUGUGAAGCCCAAAAAGAAAAUACAGUCAUAGGAAAUAAACACAAAACGCUUUAUCCAAAAGCAGUAAUCAUGUGUGUAUUUACAUGCAAAAUUAUAUUUUCAUUGUAUGCUAUAUUUCUUCACUUUUUUUCAGUGUAAAGAUAUCCUUCCAAAGUUUAUUCAUAUUAAUAGUUUAUCUACCUUUAUUUUGGAUAUAUUUCAAUGUUAGCCCAAUACUUAUUUAUAUAUAAAGUUUCAGAGUAUUUAAUUUUCUUUGGUAAAGUAUAUGCUAAAGUUUACUUCCCAGUACAAAAAAAAAGAAGAAGUUAAUGAUGCAUUUUUUGUUUCAUUCCAUGUCAGCUUUAUAAACAGCUAGAAUGUAAUACAGUUUCUUAAGCGGAAAGAACAUUGAAAUUUAUAAAAAUUCGGAAAAGUAUCACUUACAACAUAACCAAGAAAAAAUAUGUAAUGAGUGUUAAAAAAAAAAAAAUUGGAGAUGAGGUUUUAUGGUGUAAUCUUUUAUUUCCUGUUUUUAUUAAUUUAUUAUGGUAUGUAGUGUGGUUAUGGAAUCAACCCAAGGUAUAAAUUGUAUUAUAUGAACCAAGUCUUGUACCUGAACUGCCAAUGUUUAUAUAAUAUUUGUUUAAUACAGAUAUUUACCUAUUUCU
Molecule: messenger RNA, 4475 nt
Organism: Penaeus chinensis
Lineage: Eukaryota; Metazoa; Arthropoda; Malacostraca; Decapoda; Penaeidae
Product: condensin-2 complex subunit H2-like
Exons: 16
Coding region: 146-2482 (778 amino acids)
Biological process (GO): meiotic chromosome condensation; mitotic sister chromatid separation
Cellular component (GO): condensin complex; nucleus
Molecular function (GO): chromatin binding
Source: RefSeq, a predicted model, not a curated record